GCAGUGCAAUCGAACUUGGGAGGAGACGUCGUAGGCGCCAUGGGCUUGGGCAUCGGGGCCGUCUUCUGAGCCGCUUCGGGCCUAGGUGAGCGCAGCCGAGGGGAGCAGUCGCGAGGGCCGAGUGCCCCCCGAGACGUGUGUGCCGCCCCCGGUCGGCCCGCCGAGCGCGGGGGUUGUGUGCUGGUGUCUGUGGCGCGCGGUGUGCGCUGCCAUGUUCGUGACGCAAUGGCAGGCAGCAGAGGCAGCGGCAGCAGUAUUGUGGGCCUCGGGUCGGGCAAUUAGCGGUGCCGCUGACUAGAUGCCCGCCGCCGCUGCGAUCUGACAACCGACCGACCGACCGACGCGACGCCGCCGCCGGACACUCUCUCCGCGGGACACCAUGUUCUCCGGAAUCGUCAAACUGAAGAUCUGCGAGGCCAGCGGCCUGCGGCCCACCGACUUCCAGAAGCGGCACCGGGCCAACAUGGCCUUCGGCAAGCCCGAGGACCAGCCGAUCGAUCCGUACGUCAUGGUGGACGUCGACGAGAACCACCUGGACAGGUCCACCACCAAGCCCAAGACCUUCGACCCCGUGUGGAACGAGAACUUCACCACCGAGGUGACCAACGCCGUCAACCUGGGGCUCACCGUCUUCCACGACGCGGCCAUCCCCCCGGACGACUUCGUAGCCAACUGCACCAUACCUUUCGAGGAGCUCGCCCACCGAGACCACAACGACAUUUGGGUCGAUCUUGAACCUCAGGGGAAAAUUCACGUCAAAGUUGACUUGAAAUGGACAACGCAAGACCACACGAUGGAGAAGCCACGGGAGUUCAAGGAGAGACAGGGUUUCAACAGAAGACGGGGUGCAAUGAGGAGGAGAGUGCAUCAAAUCAACGGUCACAAAUUCAUGGCAACUUUCUUGAGACAGCCCACAUUCUGUUCGCACUGCAGAAACUUUAUUUGGGGUUUGGGUAAACAAGGAUAUCAGUGUCAAGUGUGCACUUGUGUUGUUCACAAAAGAUGUCACGACCAGGUAGUUACAAAAUGUCCAGGACUUAAAGAUGUUGCACAAGAGGAACCAAGAGAAAAUUUGCAGGGCCAGGCCCAGAGGUUUAACGUUAACGUCCCACACAGGUUUGUUGUGCACAACUAUAAGCGCUUUACAUUCUGUGAUCACUGCGGUUCACUCUUGUAUGGCCUUAUUAAGCAAGGACUCCAGUGCGAAGUGUGUAAUAUGAAUGUCCAUAAACGCUGUCAAAAGAAUGUAGCCAACAACUGCGGCAUCGACACGAAACAAAUGGCGGAGAUUCUCAGCGCCAUGGGAAUAUCUACUCACAAAUUGACACCCAGGAGAACAAAAAAGUGCCCUCCGCAGACGCCAAUCAGUGGUUCUUCGAAUGCCCCAAUCUCAGACAGACAUUCAUCCCAACUAAAUGUGCCUGCCGAAGAGGAAGCAGCAGCGUCCGCCACGGGCUCUCAGCAGGACGACGAGGUGCACAUGAGACUAGUCGCCCAGAAGGUGAUGGAGGAGAAGAUCAGGGAAAACUUAAAAGGGGACGCCGAAGUUCCAGACAUUGACUAUGACGUGCAGACUGAGAGGACCGGGAAGGACAAGAAGCUAGGCCUGGACAACUUCAACUUCGUCAAAGUGCUCGGCAAAGGAAGCUUUGGAAAAGUAAUGCUGGCGGAGAUGAAAGGGACUGAAGAAGUGUAUGCUGUGAAGGUGCUGAAAAAGGACGUCAUCAUUCAGGACGACGACGUGGACUGCACAAUGACCGAGAAGAGAAUUCUGUCGUUGGCCGCCAAGCAUCCUUUCCUCACCGCCCUCCACUCCAGUUUCCAAACCAAGGACCGGUUAUUCUUUGUGAUGGAGUACGUGAACGGCGGUGAUCUGAUGUUCCAAAUCCAACGAGCCAGGAAGUUCGACGAGCCUCGAGCCAGGUUUUACGCAGCCGAGGUCACGUUGGCGCUGCAGUUUUUGCACAAGCACGGAGUAGUGUACAGAGACUUAAAACUGGACAACAUUUUACUCGACAGUGACGGUCACUGUAAGCUAGCUGAUUUUGGAAUGUGCAAGGAAGGCAUCAUGAACGGUGUCACCACGACGACCUUCUGCGGCACUCCAGACUACAUUGCCCCUGAGAUUUUGCAAGAACAAGACUAUGGUGCUAGUGUGGACUGGUGGGCGUUAGGAGUGUUGAUGUACGAAAUGAUGGCCGGCCAGCCACCGUUCGAGGCCGACAAUGAAGAUGACUUGUUCGAGUCGAUAUUGCACGAUGACGUUUUGUACCCUGUGUGGCUGAGCAAAGAUGCCGUGUCAAUCCUGAAAGGGUUUAUGACGAAGAACCCUGCAAAGCGGUUAGGGUGUGUAGUCUCUCAAAACGAAGAAGCAGCAAUUAGGAUUCAUCCGUUUUUCAAAGAAAUCGAUUGGGUUGCAUUAGAAGCGAGAAAAGUCAAGCCUCCCUUCAAGCCUAAGAUUAAGAGCAAGAAAGAUGCACUCAACUUUGACUCCGAGUUCACCAAGGAAGAGCCGGUGUUGACUCCGAUCCACAUGGACGUGGUGCGCGCCAUCAACCAGGACGAAUUCAAAGGCUUCUCCUUCGUCAACCCCGACUUCAAUCCUAUGCGUUACCACGCAGACAAGUAACCACUAAUUGCCUAGUCAAGAGAAUAUCAGUCACCUGAUCCUGCUGAUCUUCUUUUCUCCUCCCAUCGCGUAAAAAAUACAUUUUCGGACCUUUUCGUGCUGCCGCAUUUGUUUUCCAUCUCUCAGAGGUGCACACGCAGAUUCCUACUCUCUCUAUCUCUCGUCAGUUGCUGAGGCUUCGUACUUCCCAAGACCAGGAUUUGUAGAUGUACAACGAAUCUCAGAAUCGCGUUUUCAGUUAGCAAACAGUCGAGAGUCUUUGAUAGAAAAUUACGGCCCUCGCAGGAAUAUUACUAUUAUUAUACACACAUCGUUGAAUCUCUUUUUGAUUUGUUUACACGCACACACACAAAGUGUUGAAAAACCAUUCGGUUGGUAUUCAUAUUUUACUCUGUUAGAAAUCGGUGAAAAAAAGGAAUAAUGUGUGAUGUCUGAUCAAUUGGGUGCUAAGGGAGGCCCUCUGAAGAAUUCUCUUUUAUCACUUUGACGUGAUUAUUGUCGCCACACACGCAUUUUUAAUUUAUUGUCAUUAUUGUUAAUUAUUUAUUUUACGCGUACGCAUCACAAUUAGUUGUAAGAAGCAGCAGCAGUGGAUGCUGGGGAAAAACGUAGCAGUAUUUACCUUGUUCGAGCGCCCAAAAGUCGGUUCAGCUGAACGAGUGCAGUCAAGCAAGCAAAGUCAAAAACCGAUGUGUGGCUGUCGGCAGACGGCUCUUUGGUGGCAAUUGUUGGUUGGUCUAACUGCCGUCCUUGUUCCACUGGGCCACUCUCAUCACACUCAUUCCUAGUCAAAGAAAGCUGCCGAGCAGGGCGGAUAACAAAGAAAAUUACGAGAAAGAAAGAAAGAUAAGAAAUAAAGAGACCAUCUGUCCGUCCUCGACAGUCACACAGCCGUGCCUGCACAGCUAUUCGUGAUUUGAUAUUAUUCAAAAACACAAAACAUGUAAGCGGAAAAAAUCACACAAACUGAGCACCAUACUAAAAUUCGCAUUUAGCAGCCAAGAGAACAAAACGUAGUUGUUGUGAAUGUAGGGCAGAUGAUGAUGAUGAUGAUGAAACGUUUCAUUCGAUUUUAAUUGUUAUGUUUGUGACGGACAGUACUUAUUACACCCACACACGAGCUGUUGACGGAACUUUGGUUUGUAAAGAAAGGUAUACAAAAAAUCCUGCCCCCCAACGGGCACGGCUGACAGGAGAACCCUGUGUAUGUUCCGCUUCAACUUGUAGUUUUUUCUUAAAAAUGUUCAAUAUAGCGUUUUUAGAGUUUCAAUACUGACUCUUUUUGGAAAGGAAAAAGUCAUUUUAAAAAUCAAAUAAUGUUGUCUAGUCGUGAUGGUUUAUAGUAUAACUGAUUCCCCUUGAUGAGACGAAUCGACAAUUUUCUCAAAAUUCGUCCAUUUGUUACAUGGCUCAUGCCGAAUGGAUAUAAUCCUUGAGAAACCACUUAACUUUUCGAAAAAUUUGGCAGAUUCUGAAAUUUAGCGGUCUAAAAUACAUUGUUGAGAUUUUUACUCAAACUAACAAUUUUGAUGAACGUCUAAUAUGAUUUUAAAAUUUUAUAGAUCGCUAAAACAUGUCUUAACUGCUCAGAAUAUCAAAAAUAUCUGUUGAUUCGUCUGGUUUAAGAGAGUCUGCAUGCCAAAUUCCAAAAUGAUUGGAUAAAAAUUAACACAGUUUUAUGAUGCUGAAUUGAAAAAUUUAUUUUAAGGCAAAAAUUUACAAACUGACGUGGAACAAACGCAGGGUUCCCUAAUGAAUCAUUAUUAUUUAAUGUUAAUUUUUAUACACGAGUCUAACUUAAUUGUUGUAUUUUGUUGGUUGUGCUUCUGUUGCGCCACUCCAAGUGGACCAUAGUUUAUUCGAAUACACACACGUACACGUACACACCACAUCAGCCGCAUAUGAAUUAAAAAAAAGAGAAAUAGCAUAUAAUAGGCCGAUUUAAAACAUAGCGACGAUGCAAACCCCCUCCCACUUGUGCGAGAGAGCAAAAAGCAGUUGUUAAUAUUGUCAGUGUUGAUCCUCCUCACAGCUUUUUGCCACCCACCGACAAAAAUUUUGUACUUAAAAUUCAUUAUUAAUUCUUAUCAUUUGAACACCCCCGGCAGCCGCUCUCGGGGCCGCCUUUCAUGGCUGGCUACCUUUCAACCUUGUUUCCGCAAGAUUCAAAGGUUUUGCCAGGGCCCAGUCGUCGUCGUUGGCAUUGGUCCCUGGUCUUAUCUAAGGGGCCCCGCGACCGGCUUCUCGUUCGCACACACACACACACACUCACACUCACUCCAAGCGCGCGAUAAACGAAAUUUGCAAAUUAUAUGAAAAAAAAAUACACCGGAAGCGCGCGCAUUAGAACAAAAACUAGCACAAAUUUGAGUAUGCACAUUGCUUGAGAAGGCUGUUCUAGAUGAAUUUAAAGAAAAAAAAUGAAGUAUUUGAGAAACACACUAAUUAAACACACAGAUCUUGUGGAAUAUGGAGAAAAUGAUUAUUAUACACUAGCUAAUGACGUAUUCACGCAAGCAUUAAUUAUAAAUAAAAAUAAAUAAUUGAACAAUGUGUGAUGCAUGUGCAUUUAACUAACCACAAGUGCGGAUGGGUAAUAAAAACUCUUCUUCGAUGUAUUGAGCCGAGAACGAGUGUGCAAACCUGGUGCGUGGCCGAUCAAUUUGCAAGUGUGGGCAUGUGGACCUUUCUUAUUAACCUGUAAGUGUGAAAAAUCUAAAAUCACAAAAAAAGAAACAAACACAAAAAUGCUUUUCACCUUCACGACGAGCGCACGUGCGGAAGAGAAUUUAUCGAAAAAGGCUAUUACAGUGGUUAUUAUUACAUUCACACAUACACACACACACACAAACACACACGAAACAACACACACACACUAUUAAUUAUUAUUACCAAUAUUAUUGAGAUAACUAAUUAAAUAUAAAAUACAUGCUAUGUCAAACUAUGCAUUAUUGAAUUACAUUAGGACAUAAUGGAAGACAAAGAAGUUUUAGCUGCAGUGAUCCCUUCCAGAGCUUGUUGUGAGAUUAUGAAAGUACUAAGGAAAUAAAAUUCGGUGUGUUUUAAUGUCUUGCUAUAGCGAAAAAAUAUAAAAUUAAAAAGGUCGAAGCUGCGAAACAACUUCGUUAUAAUCAAGGGAAACACUCGUAAAUUAUUUGUUGCAUUUAUAUAGGGAAAGGCUACGUGCGCCCCUCAUUUUUUGAUUGUGGGAUAUUUGAAAAUGUGUACUUCUCCGAUUGAACACACACACACAAACACACACACACACAAACGCAUAUAUAUAUAAUAUAUAUUUGCUGUUAUCUUAUUAUUUACACAAGUUGCAUCACGCGCGCAUAAACAAAACCGUAUUUGUUGAAUUGUGAAAUAAUGUUCUUUGUAUUUUGCCAUCACUGUAGUGUAUUUUAUUUGAACGCAGACAGUGCCAAAUGUGGUCCGAUUUUUCAUCAAAAGCGGUAUUUUCGAAACAAUUGAGUAUUAUGCAAAAGUAUUAUUACUUGUUAGCUCAUUUUUAUUAUUUAUUUUGCCUGUAACUUGUGUUACUCGUUCUUGUCAAGUGUACAACUUCCUGUUGCAGUGAACUGAAGGAUGAUUUUAGAAUUGAAUACUAAUUUAAUGAUUUUUCAUUUUACCAUCUCUGAUUGUGAAAUAAAUAAACUGAAAAUUGAA
Messenger RNA from Cloeon dipterum, 6298 nucleotides. RefSeq names its product Protein kinase C (gene Pkc98E). Lineage: Eukaryota; Metazoa; Arthropoda; Insecta; Ephemeroptera; Baetidae. The transcript is spliced from 12 exons. Gene Ontology annotation, molecular function: diacylglycerol-dependent serine/threonine kinase activity; ATP binding. The coding region runs from base 380 to 2629 and encodes 749 amino acids. Gene Ontology annotation, biological process: protein phosphorylation. Gene Ontology annotation, cellular component: nucleus; cytoplasm. The record is from RefSeq and is a predicted model, not a curated record.